AUGUCGUCUGCUAUACCGUAUGAUCCUGAUGACUUUGAUAACAAUCCUUUUGCAGAUGGUGAUGUUGGUUCGUUGUCUUAUCAAGCACAACAAGUUGAGGAAAGCAACUCUGAGCAACAACAAGAUGAUGCUGAAGCUGUAGCUGAAGCUGAAGAUGACUCCCAAGAGAGUCACUCCGUUGGAAAUACCAGCACUGCCUCUGUGGCGGCAAUCCAACAGGAAGAAGGUACUAUUUCACCAUCCACUGGUGCCACUGAUUCCGGCUUCAGUGAUUUCCCAACCGAGUUAGAUUUGAAGAAAUAUGUCCCUGAGAGGCUCAAUAAAGAUAGACAAUUGGUUAUUAAGAUCCAAGAAAUCGAAAGUAAUGGCAACAAUACACAUAAAAAUCCAAUAUUUAAAUUCAAUGCCAAGGUAGUUAAGCUAGGCGGUUACCGUAAACCGAUUUACAAAAAUGUUAGACGAACUUAUAAAGAGGUGGAAUCCCUGUACAAAUUUUUGAUGUACAACAACAUUGAAGUUUUUGUACCUAGUUUACCCAAAAUUCCCACGCUCUUCACACCAAUGUCACCUGAAUUUGUGAGCUCACUCACAUUUACAUUUCAGGAUUGGUUCAAUAGAAUCUGUUCUAAUCCAAUACUGAUGAAGAAUAAAGAAUUUGCCUUAUUUUUCGAACAAAGUGAUUUUGGUUAUGUUCCAUCGAAAACCAAGCCGUCAACAAAUUCUGUCAUAGCCACUGGGUUAAAGAGAAAAACUCUAAAACAAUUUCAACCACCAUAUGAUAGUUGUGAAGACUUGGCACGAUAUAGACCCAUGAUCAAAGAGGUCCAUCUAAAUUGCACAAAAUUGUAUGAGAAAUUGGAGAAGUAUAUUAAGUACCAGAGGCAGGCUGGUUAUUAUGGCAACGAAUUCUUAACACAAUUGGGUGAACUGGCAAAUAUGGAAUCUAAUGAAGACAUGUCAAAACUUUGGAAGCGUUUCUUUAGAUUUACUUCAAUGUUCAACGAAUCUGACCUUAUAAAAAACUUGAGCUUAACGGCCGAAUUGUUGCGGUUUUUCGGCCAAGUAAGAGACGAUACAUAUAAUAUUAAGGAAGCAUUGACAAAUAGACAUUUAUUGAUGAGGGAAUUGAUAAAUGCAGAAGAAGCUACAAAGAAGAAGCAUUCAGCAAUAACCAAGCUCAAAAUGAAAUCAACCAUUGAUCCAAUCAGGGUUGAUGAGGCUAUAAGAAACUUGGAAAUGUCGAGCAAUUAUCAGAAAGAGCUCAGGUACCAAGUUAAAAGAACUACCUAUGAGAUGUUAAUUGAAUCAAAGGAGUACUCGGACUAUUUGGUUCUCAAUUUCAAGAAGUUUUUCCAUAGUCUGACUAAACAGCAAAUUUUGCAGGAAAGAAAAAAGCUUAACCUUCUGAUUAACAACAGGCUAAUAAAUCAUUCAGAAUCUUUAGGUAGAUUAGGGAGGGAAAAUUUACCUGACUCAGUAGUUCAUCAGAAGCAACCUAGUGAUCAAGAUUCGUGGAAUUCUUGGGCUAAAAAGUCAUAUUCUGAUUCUUCCAUGAGCGAGAGCUCUACAAUGAAGGAGUCAUUGAGUGAACAGUUAUCAAGCAUUGAUGCCAAAAGUGCUGCUUCUCUAUUAGCUGGUUCUAAUUUCUAA
Molecule: messenger RNA, 1650 nt
Organism: Pichia kudriavzevii
Lineage: Eukaryota; Fungi; Ascomycota; Pichiomycetes; Pichiales; Pichiaceae
Exons: 1
Coding region: 1-1650 (549 amino acids)
Biological process (GO): retrograde transport, endosome to Golgi; intracellular protein transport
Cellular component (GO): retromer, tubulation complex; endosome
Molecular function (GO): phosphatidylinositol-3-phosphate binding
Source: RefSeq, a predicted model, not a curated record